AUGAAGACCACUAACCGCUCUGAUGAGUGGAAGAUUGAACAGGGCCUUUCAGGGGCCGUACUCCCGGUCCUCGACAUGACGGGCCCCGAGACCAAGGCCCUACCUCCUCAGACCUUCGGGCCACCUACCAAGGAUGAAAAGGCGCUCGCUGAGAUUGGCAACCAAGAGAAGCUCUUUGCUGCCGAGCGUAAGGGCUGGGUUGGUUACGUUGAAUGGGAAAACUACCCUGACAAGAAAGCUAUCGCGCACAAAAUCCUAACGUCUCAGACGUUCCACCCCAACCCGGAGUACCAGCUGGGUCCGAUUCCCGCCACCAACCCUGUCCUCCCCGGCACCAACUGGAAAAUGUGGCACCACGCCAUCGGCGGGGAGCUCACAAAGGUCCCUGACGACUCGUGGGAUAUUGUCCUGAAGGAGAAGCACCCGGACAUGCUCCACUUGCUCCAGUUCCCCUACAACGGAGAGCCGCCCAAGCGGCUGGUGACCGACAAGGAGAUCACCCCGAAUUCGCUCCACUUUGUCAGGAACCAUGGCGGGAUCCCCAUAAUCGACAAGGAGGAGUACAGCUUCCUACUGGACGGCCUCGUCGCGAACCCCCGGUCCUUCACCCUAGACGACAUCAUGGAUGAGUCCAAGUUCCCGCGCUUGGAGAAGACGGUCACGAUGCAGUGCUCCGGGACCCGCCGCAUCGAGCAGAUCCUCAAAUAUGCCGGCCAGGGCGACGAGGUACCCCAGGCGCCGUGGGCCGAGGGAGCCAUCGGGACCGCUCGGUACGUUGGGAUCAGCCUCAAGAAAGUCAUCAAGGCCUGCGGGGGCUUGGUCGAUGGCGCCAAACACCUAGAAUUUUACGGCGCCGACACCUACUUCAAGGACAACGAGACGAUGAACUACCUCGUCAGCGUCCCGUGGCCCAAGGUAAAGGCGAAUGAGGUUAUGCUGGCUUGGGAGAUGAACGGCGAGGUGUUGCCAAGGAUCCACGGCUAUCCCCUCCGCAUCGUGGUCUUUGGCUACAUCGGGGCCAGGAGCGUCAAGUGGCUGUACCGCGUCAAGGCCAUCAAGGAGCCCUCGCGAGCUCCCGUGCAGAGCAAGGAGUACCUAUACUUCCCGCAACAAGUGGGGAAGCACAACCUCAAGAUGACGGACGGUAUCCAGAUUCAGGAGAUGCCCGUCAGCUCAGCUAUUAUGUCGCCUUGGACCAAGCAGGUCGUCAUCCACAACGGCAAGAUCCGCUGCAAGGGCUGGGCCUACUCUGGGGGCGGCCGGUGGCCCGAACGCGUCGAACUUUCAGCUGACGGCGGCUUCAACUGGUACACGGUGCCCGUGGAGAACCUCUCCAAGAAGCGCCGCUGGACGUGGCGCACGUGGGAGUUCGAUCUCCCCUGCGACGUUGAGGGCUGGAUCGAGGUCGUCUGCCGCUGCUGGGACAACUCGCUCAACACUCAGCCCCCCGACGUCCGCACAGCCUGGAACUGGGGCCUGCAUGUCACCAGCUCAUGCCAUCGCAUCGCGCUGUACAGCGUCAACAAGACCAAACCGGCAACGAAGGCGCGCCUUGCCGAGUUGGAGGAGAAGGGCAUACCCUUUGGCCCAAUCACGGUUCCACUGGUGUUCCCGGCGCAAUCUUGGGACGAGUACGAGACAUACUGGGCAAACCAUGAUCCCCGUGACGCAGAAGAGGACUAG
Messenger RNA from Colletotrichum graminicola M1.001, 1683 nucleotides. Its product is annotated as oxidoreductase molybdopterin binding domain-containing protein. The transcript has 2 exons. Bases 1 to 1683 code for a protein of 560 amino acids. Gene Ontology annotation, molecular function: oxidoreductase activity; molybdenum ion binding. NCBI's taxonomy places the organism in Eukaryota, Fungi, Ascomycota, Sordariomycetes, Glomerellales, Glomerellaceae. Gene Ontology annotation, cellular component: mitochondrion. The record is from RefSeq and is a predicted model, not a curated record.